GGAAAGACUCAUCUGUCUUUUCUGCUGGGAGACAUCGUGGGGGGAGGCAUUAUUUCUGAACAAAUGAUCUAAAAGCUAGCAUUGAAUGGACAAACUAAUUACAACCACGACUGUCGGUUCUGCUGGAGGUGUUGGAGGAAGCAGCAGAGCUGAUCUUUCUCUGAGUGCAGGAGGGUCAGGUGAGAGAGCUGCAUCAGGAGGCUCUAACAGCAGCGUUCUGUUCACAUCCAGCAGCUCCUCUGGACCAGGAGGCCUCAGCUUCUCAACUCUAGGAGCUUCCUCCGCUGUGUCCUCCGGUGGAGGGAGGUCAGCGGCUUCGGGGGGCUCAGGGGCAGGGUUUAGGGCUGCCGGUGGAGGGUCCUCCAGCAUGUCCUCUGGUUUUGCGAGUGGCGGCAGAGAAGGAAAAAGGGAAGGGGGUCUAGGUUCGGUGACGGUUUCAACAGUGACGAAGGCCAGCUACGGUCCGGGAGGAUCCGGGGGAACGAAGAGAGGAUUGUCCUCCGCUGUCACUCAUUUACCCACUCCAAAAGAGAGGAAGAACAUGAGCACCAGCAUGGCAGCUGCUCUCUCAGAUGUCUUAUACGAGAGUUCAAGCACAAACUCCUCUCCAGAGUACAACAGGAAAGAGCACGGCUCUUCAAGUGCAACUUCAAGUAGUGCCACCAGAGGGAGAACUCAGAGCAGAGAGAGCGAGAUCAGAGCCAGGCUGCAGAGUGCUUCUCCUCCAGCAAGCUGGACGGAGCUGGAUGACGUGAAGCGCCUGCUGAGAGGAAAGCGCUCCACCGGCACCAGCCCCACUCAGUCCCCUAACAACACGCUGCCCAUCCCCAAGAAGGCCAGCGUGGACACUAGGACCGUGUCCAAGAACCGCAGCACAGACCACUAUGGCAGCAUUUGGUCCGGAGGUGUGAGCAGUAGCUACAGUUACAACACCAACACCCUGUCCUCUCCCUCCACCCUUCACCCGUCAGGAGUUCAGAACAACCUGACACUCGGCUCUCCCUCCAUGAACGAUGGACCAUCUGCUAGCAGCACUGGUCCUGUGUAUGGUGUUCAGAAUAACCUGGCCAGUACCGGUUCUAUGGUCCUCUCUCCAACUGGAACCAACAGACAAAUAGUUUAUGGCGUGCAGAAAGAUGUGUCUGGCACUGGAAUCAGCACCACUACAGUGAGACCCAGCAGUCCCGUUAAUGACGACGCCUCAGGCAAAGACUUCAAGUUUGUGCUGAUAGAGAAGGAGAAUGUUCCCGUCAAGAAGGAGACAGAGCGGCUGGUGAUGACCAAAGACACAGGGAAGCAGUUCAUGCCUGCACCAGCUCGGGCUUCUGCUACCUACUCUGGGGACUCCCUAAAGAGAGAGAAGCAGAGGCUGUCAUCCAGCAGACUGGAUGGAGGACCAGAUGCUAAAUUUUCAACCCUAAAAGUUGCAACAAAAGACAAAGCCACCUAUGCAGAGAUCGGCAAUGAUGAGUCAGGCUUUAGCUUCUGCUCCUGCUGCAGCUGGUGGAAGUGGCUGCUCGGCCUCCUCCUCAGCCUGCUCCUCCUCCUCGGCGUCCUCUUUGGACUCAUCGCUUUGGGUGAAGAGGUGAAACGGCUCAGGAACCGCGUCGAUGCUCUCGAAGCCAUCACUGGCACUGCGUCGGCCAGGUCCAGCCGACUGUCGGCCUCCUCUGGCAUCAACAUCAUCGACCCGCUGGACUCGUCAUACAUGGGCAGCAGUUCUUCCGGGGCCACCCUGACCCGCUCUGACAACGGAAUCAACCUGGGGGCUGCUGGGCCUGGUGGAGGUGCAGGAAGUGGACCGGGACAGGACAGCGCUGCCCUGCAGAGAGCCGUUCAGCAGCUGGUCAGGGCCGAACUCCGCUCGGAUGUGGUAAGAGAUACACUUACAUACUCACUAAAAGGGGAGAGAGGAGAUGCAGGACCUAAAGGUGAUCUAGGGCUGCUAGGACAAAAAGGAGACGGCGGAUUUCCUGGCCUGCCAGGCCCCUCUGGGCAGACGGGACACCCAGGAUUGGAUGGACCGAGAGGACCAAAGGGUAGUGAAGGUGAACCAGGUUCCGAGGGACCACCAGGUCAGCGAGGCCGGGACGGGCCGAUGGGCCCCCGUGGAGAAGCCGGACCACCAGGCUUUGGAGAGAAAGGAGACAAAGGAUCUCAAGGCGAGGAAGGGCGUUCAGGUCCUGCUGGUCCUGUGGGGCCGAAAGGUGCCAUGGGAGAGCACGGUACCUCAGGAAGCCCCGGCGCUCCAGGUCCAAAGGGUUUCCAGGGUGAAGCGGGAGCACCAGGAGAAAAAGGUGAUCGAGGAACACCAGGGCUGACAGGAACCAAAGGAGAACAUGGAGAGAGGGGACCACGUGGACCAGCAGGUGAACCUGGACAAACUGGACCACAAGGACCUGCUGGACCAAAGGGAUCUAAAGGAAUUGCAGGUGACACAGGUUCAAUGGGAAUUCCUGGAGUGAGGGGACAGCCUGGACUUCCUGGAGAUGUUGGUCCCCCAGGUAUGGCUACUACCACCACACAGCAGCACGGCAGUAUGCACAGUUGUCAUGCAGGCAUGCCAGGUCUUUCAGGUGAACCAGGAUCUCCUGGUAAAGUCAUCGCUCCAAGUGGCUCCAAUACUGUGGCAAUCCCCGGACCACCAGGGCCUGCUGGGCCUCAAGGUCCUACUGGAACCCAUGGUCUGUCUGGACCCGUUGGCCCCCCUGGUGUCCCAGGACAACCUGGAUCUAAGGGAGACCGAGGAGAGAAGGGAGAAAAGGGAGAGCAAGGAAAACCUGGUGAGCCUGGUAUCAUGAGUUCAGAAACUGCCAGACUUUCUUCAGCGGUUAGACUGCCUGGCCCACCAGGGCCUCCUGGAGCACCUGGUCCUCAAGGCGCUCCUGGUGGAAUUAAACAAGGUCCUCCAGGACGCAGAGGUCCUUCAGGAGAGCCAGGAGUUGGUUCACCUGGACCUCGAGGAGAGAGAGGGGAACCUGGCAGCUUUGUGCCAACCUCAGAAACCUUUUUUGCUGGACCACCAGGACCCCCAGGCCCGCAGGGUUCAGCAGGCAGCCGAGGACCACAGGGGUACCAAGGUGAACCAGGUCAACCAGGUCUUCCAGGGAGUCCAGGGGAACCGGCUGAUUCUGGAAUGAGUUUCCCAGGUCAGCCUGGACCCAGGGGGCCUCAGGGUCCACCAGGCCCAGAGGGGCCACAAGGACCUAAAGGUGACGCAGUCCCCGGGGUCUCCAAUGGUGGCUCAUUCAGUCCUGGAUCCCCAGGUGCACCUGGACCACCUGGACAACCUGGAAGAAAUGGAAGAGAUGGAAGUGGAUCCGGAUCAACUGAUGUGGGCCAGCACAUAGCAGAGUACCUUCAGAGUGAUAGCAUCAGGCAGUAUCUGGUUGGACCUCCUGGUCCUCCAGGGGCCCCGGGGACUGCAGGGGACAGGCCGGUGGAGGAUUUGGCCAACCAAGUUAUCGCCUACAUCCAGACUAAUGAUCAAUUACGUAGCAGAUAUGAUGGGACUCCUGGCCCUCCUGGUCCUCCAGGUUCACCUGGCACAAUCUCUGUCAAUGACGUUAUCAACUUGUUACAACGAGAGGACGUGAGGAGAUACGUGGCUGGAACUCCUGGUCCACCAGGACCUCCUGGAGCUCCAGGUCUCGGCAGCUACAGAGUCAACCCCCAGGAGGUGGCUGAACGUGUCCUGACCCUCAUGAAUGAGAGGGGGGCGGUAGGUGUCCCUGGACCCCCUGGACCCCCUGGGCCUCCUGGAAACUUGUUAUCAAGUGGGUAUCAAGCAGGUCCUCAGGGGCCUCCUGGUUUCCCCGGUAUGCCUGGUCCACAAGGUCCAGCUGGACCAGCAGGUUCACCUGGCCCACCAGGAUUUGGGAACUACAUCAGUUCAGACAUUCGUGACUACCUGCAAAGUGUGGCCUUCAAAGACCAACCAGGCCCCUCUAGACCCAAGGGCACCCCUGGUCAAACCCACGGCCUGGUUUCCUAUGCUGAGCAUGUAAACAGAGAGACACUGAAAGCACAAAAACAAUAUGUCAAGAGUGACGGUGUGAGUGAAGCUAUGUUUGGUCUUCCUGGGACGCCAGGCCCUCCAGGACCCCCAGGACACAAGGGAGAGGCAGGUGUAACUAGCGCCAGAGACCGCAACCUGGAUACUGGAGACUACGCCAAUAUGGCUGUCAGAGUAACCGAUUACAUCAAAUCCCACGGUCUGCUCCGAGAUGUUGUGAGGGACUCUGAACGUCUAGUGCAGGGACCUCCAGGACCUCCUGGACCUCCUGGAAUGCCUGGACACAACCAAUGGGUUGGUUCUCGUGAAAACAUUGUGGAUGUGGUGGAAUACAUCAAAUCCCGCGGUCUUCUGCACGACAUCGUGAGCGAAUACAACAGUCGUGUUUUCCAAGGACCUCCGGGACCGCCUGGCCCCGCAGGUCCCCCUGGAUACAGCCAGGGGUUUGGUUCCCAUGGAAACACCACAAAUCUGUUGGAAUACAUCAAAUCUCACGGUCUGCUGCGCGAUUUUGAUCGGAACCACAAUGAACGGGCCAUCCAAGGGCCGCCGGGACCACCUGGCCCCCCAGGUCACCCUGGAUACAGCCGACUGAUUGGUUCCCACGCAAAUGUCACUGAUUUAGUGGAAUAUGUCAAAACACACGGAGCCAUUGUAGGGUCGCCGGGGAGACCAGGACACAAAGGGGACCUGGGAUACCCGGGGCCAAAAGGAGAGAGAGGUGAACGAGGCCAUCCUGGGCUAGAAUGA
Messenger RNA from Anarrhichthys ocellatus (wolf-eel), 4765 nucleotides. Its product is annotated as collagen alpha-1(XVII) chain-like. The transcript has 52 exons. Gene Ontology annotation, biological process: extracellular matrix organization. The record is from RefSeq and is a predicted model, not a curated record. Gene Ontology annotation, molecular function: extracellular matrix structural constituent conferring tensile strength. The coding region runs from base 86 to 4765 and encodes 1559 amino acids. NCBI's taxonomy places the organism in Eukaryota, Metazoa, Chordata, Actinopteri, Perciformes, Anarhichadidae.